AUGAAACGACUUGAUGGGUAUAGCUUGAUGAUAGUCUCGAAGUAUUUCUUGGAAGAGGACGACUUCCUUAAAGUCAUUCAAGUCUGUAAAAAGUUUGAAGAGACGAUCGACAAAUUCCACUACAAUCCAAUACCAAUUAUCAAGAGAAACAUCUUCAAAAAUAUGCAAACGCAUUACAAAUACUUUCCGUUUGAACCACAAGUGGACGACGACAAGAUUUUGGUGAACUUCCGAUACCCUCUUUCGUAUCGAGAAGCGUCGGAACAGAAAAAGAAACUGAAUAAAGUGAAACGAAUUGUUUUGAAGAAGGACGAUAUUGGCUAUAUCAAUACCAUUGAUCUGAAAGAUGUCACUGAAAUUGAUACGGAGUGUCUCAUCAAAACGUCUUCACUGGUCAUUCCAAAUAACAUAACUUCUCUGUAUGAGAAGGCAUUUUUCUCUUGUUUGGGACUUAAAGAAGUCACUUUGUCGACGAAUCUGUCGACACUCCCAUUUUGUUGCUUUGCGAAUUGUCAAGCGUUGUCGAGAAUUGAAAUUCCGGAAGGGAUUACCGAAUUUGGACCUGCGUGUUUCUUUGGGUGUUUACAUAUGAGUGACAUACUGUUGCCGAAAUCAUUGUGUUUGUUUGGACAUCAAUGCUUUGUGUUUUGCGCACAGCUGUCUACUAUUGAACUUCCAGACAACAUCAGAUCUAUUCCAUUUAAAGCGUUUUCUGGAUGUGUCUCGUUAACGUCUGUUGUGAUGAAAAGAGUCACUGAAAUUGAUACGUGUGGGUUUGAGAGUUGUGUUUCGCUGAGAGCAAUUAACACGUUGUCGACACUGAAAUACAUUGGACAGAAUGCAUUUGAACAAUGUAGUGCACUGAAGGAAAUAGUACUGUCGGAUGAUAUCAUUAAUAUCUCACUUGGGGCGUUUCGAGGAGUUUCUAACUUGACGAAAUUGCACUUGCCGCUUGACCAACACGGGGACUAUCCUUUUGAAAUUGAUUAUAAAACAAGAAAAGUCCUUAAAGGGUUUGACAUCUCCUUCAUCAAUUUGAACGUCGACGGAUUUUCACAAAACGAGACAAGAACGAUGUUUAUCGACUCUCCAUCGAUUAUGGGUAAAAACUGUUUUCUGAACAACGUCAUGUUAAACAGUUUUAAUAUCCCAACGUCUAUCAUUCACAUUGGAGAAGACGCAUUUAAGGGAUGCACUCAAUUAACGUCAAUUUACAUACCUUCUUCAGUCACUGUUGUCUCUUCUGGGACUUUCAAAGGAUGUACUAAACUUCCUGUUGUAGUCUUCCCAUCUAUUUCUGUGGGCGUCAUGCAAGAAGACGUCUUUGCAGACUGCACUUCACUGAGUAAAGUGGUGUUACCAACAACACUUUCAGUUAUUAGAAGCCAUUCAUUUAAAAACUGUGUUGCACUCCGUGUUCUUCAAAUACCAAAUUCACUGGUGAAAAUUGAGGAUGGCGUGUUCGAAGGAUGUAUCAGUCUGACUGAGAUGGUGUUUCCAGAGAAGAUGGAGGACUUUGGGAGUGGCAACUUUGUCGGGUGCACACGAAUAGAACGACUCCAAGUGCCACUUGAUACAAAUGGGAUCUUCCCGUAUUCAGUCACUGAAAAGGAACUUGAAAUAUUUGAAAAGAAUUCCAUCAAAGUGAAACGAGUCAUCUUAAGCGCAGAUAACAUCUUAGAAUUGAGGCAAAAAGUGCGUGCGUUAUAUACAAAUGGCAUUGAAAUUAAAUUAGUGAAAGGUCUGUUACAGCCGAAUGGAGUAUUUGAUGUUCCCGUUGGUGUUGUUGAGAUUGGAGUAGACUGUUUUGAGCAAAGUCUGUGUGAGAACAUUGUUAUACCAAAUACAGUCACUUCAAUAGGGGACUUCUGCUUUUCUAAGUGCUCAAAACUGAAAGAAGUCACUCUGCCGGAACACUGCGAAGUUGGGAAUUAUUGUUUUAAUAAAUGUAAUGCUAUCACUGCGAUUCACAAUGUUACAAAAUACGAUGGACGGGUUUCCUAUUACGAAAGUUACUUUGUACGGCGAUGUGGAAUCAAAUGCAGUAACAUCAGUGUAACGGCAAAGGAGAAAGCUCGAGGAGUACGUCCGAAUGAGCUCUGUAAAACGAUUGAAUGUUACAUCCCACCACACCUUGUGAUUCCAAAGAGUGUUGUCUGUCUUGGAAAUUCAGUGUUUUCUUCACGUAAUGAUCUGACCCAUUUCACACUCCCGUCACAAAUCACUGAAAUUGGAAAAGAAGUGUUCUGUAUGUGUUACAACUUGAAAUCAGUCGAUUUGUCGUUCCUCGACACCAUUCCCAAAUUCUGCUUCUUCAAUUGUUGCUCGUUGACAUCGUUAAAACUGUCCUCAUCAUUACGUUUGAUUAAAGACGGCGCGUUUUAUCAAUGUGGUGGAUUGGAACACAUAGUUGUACCAUCCACUGUCACAAAAGUGGGUGGGAUGUCCUUUUAUCAAUGUUUUUCGUUAAAGACUGUGUUAUUUGAGAAGGGGUGUACUCUGGAUCGUAUUGAAUCGUGUACCUUCUAUCGAUGUCACAACCUUCGAAGUAUCACUCUCCCGCAAUGUCGUGAACUUGAGAACUUGUCUUUGUUCAAAACACUUUCUUUACAACAGAUUGAAGUACCAUCGAGUGUCACACGCAUUGGGAUUGAUUGUUUCAAACGAUGUUACUCAUUAACGGAGGUGAGACUGAACGAAGGCCUUCAAGUGAUUGAUAAAGAGUGUUUUAUGAAUUGCUUUGGGUUGGUCCACAUUGUCAUACCUCAAAGUGUUGAACGGAUCAACGGCGGUGUUUUUCAGUAUUGUAAGAAGCUAGCGGAAGUCACAUUACCAAGUCGCAUCUCACAACUUGAAAUAGGAUGUUUCAAAGGAUGUUACAGUCUGUCGAAAAUAGUGAUCAACGGCCCUAUCAAAGUGUAUCCUUUUGACAUCGAUUAUGAAGAAGCUGAACAUCUCAAGAAGAAUGGGAUUCUCUCAAAUAAGAUCACAUACACGGAAGCAGAUAAAGCCAUUUUUGGCUUAUCGAUACCUAACGGGGUUGUCGCGUUGGGUGCAAACUGUUAUCGCGACACAGCCAAUCUGGUUGAGAUUAUAAUACCGUCGCAAAUCACACGAAUCGACUCUUUUUGCUUUAAAAAUUGCAAAUCAUUAGUCCGGGUUGGGUUUAAAGGGAAUGGGACCAUUAUCGGAGACAACUGCUUCGACGGGUGUGUGAGGCUGACUUCCGUCAUUGGCAUUCAAAAUCAACAAGUGGGGAAUGACAUUUUCGUUGGAUGUCCAAACAUCAUUGCCAAUCACUAA
Molecule: messenger RNA, 3303 nt
Organism: Entamoeba invadens IP1
Lineage: Eukaryota; Evosea; Mastigamoebida; Endamoebidae
Exons: 1
Coding region: 1-3303 (1100 amino acids)
Source: RefSeq, a predicted model, not a curated record